AACAGAGAGAAAAAUUGAGUACUUAAAUAUCUUCCCCUAUAUCACCCUCUUCUAGAAUCACACUUUCAAUACACGUGAAUAAUACAAGUCAGUCCAAGAAUACUUGCUCCCCAACUAGUAGACAAGGAAUUAUAACCACAGGAUUUAGUUUAUGAGGUUACUUCAAUAAAUUUACAAGAAAAUUCUACACUGAAAUAUAUUUGAAAGUUAAAAAAAAAAAAAAAAAAAAAAAAAAACUUGUUCAUUUGCAGGCCAUUUGAAUUUUUUUUCCUGCUUCCAUAUUUCCUCUUACCCUUAAUCUUUUUUAUCUUCAAAGUUCUCAACUCAUGACAACUUCCACCAGGACCAACACCAUGGCCAGUCAUAGGAAACAUUCUUCAUAUGGGGAAAAUGCCUCACAUAACUCUGACAAAUUUUGCAAAAACUUAUGGCCCCCUUAUCUCCUUCAAGCUUGGAACUCAAUUGCUAGUUGUUGGAUUAUCACCUUCUGUUGCUACAGAAAUCCUGAAAACCCAUGAUAAAAUCCUCUCAGGGAGACAUGUUUUAAAUGUUGUUCGGUCAUAAAGAUCAGAUCUUGACAAGAUAUCAAUAGUCUGGACUACUGAAUGUAACAAUGGAUGGAGAUACUUAAGGGCUUUAUGCAAAACUGAGCUUUUCUCUGGCAAAGUAUUGGAGUCUCAAGCUUGUUUGAGGGAAAAGAAAGUGAUGGAACUGGUAGAAUUCUUGAGGUCAAAAGAAGGUCAAGUGGUGAAUCUUGGAGAGCUAGUCUUUGCAACUAUGUUGAACAUGUUGAGUAAUGUUCUGAUAUCUAAAGAUAUGGUUAAUUUGGAGAAAGAAACAGAAGAAGAUGGUGGGAUGGAAAGUCUAGUAAGGGGAAUAGUGGAAGUAAACUCUGCUCCAAAUAUAUCUGAUUUUUAUCCAAUUUUAGGUAAAUUGGAUCUUCAAGGUCUGCAAAAAAAAUUUAUAGAUUUAAUGACAAAGAUUCGUUCCAAGUGGGAACCGAUUCUUGAAGAAAGAAGGAAUAGUAAAGAGAGUGGUUCUUCUAGCCAACAAGAUUUCUUGCAAACUCUCCUUGAUAAUGGUUUUACCAAUGAUCAUAUCCACCAGCUAUUUGUGGAGUUAUUCACUGCUGCUACAGACGCCAGUACCACAGCAAUUGAGUGGGCGAUGGCAGAACUGAUUAAAAAUGCAGAGUCAAUGAAGAAAGUUCAAGACGAGCUCAAGAUAGAACUCAGCGGAAAUGAUUACCCGAAAGAAUCUCAAUUGCUGCAGAUGUCCUAUGUCCAAGCCUGUGUGAAGGAAACACUCAGGUUGCAUCCUCCAACACCAUUGCUGCUUCCACAUCGUGCUAUCGAAACCUGUCAAAUAAUGAGUUACACAAUUCCUAAAGAUACUCAAAUCUUGGUUAACGCGUGGGCUAUCGGGAGGGAUCCUUUGAUAUGGGAAGAACCAGAGAUGUUUAAACCACAGAGGUUUCUGAGUUCUGAUAUGGACUUCAAAGGGAGUGACUUUGAGUUCUUACCCUUCGGUGCUGGAAGGAGAAUAUGCCCGGGCAUGUCCAUGGCUGCAAAAGAAAUUCCCUUAGUCCUUGCUUCACUUGUUCAUUUCUUUGAUUGGGAACUUCCUCAUGGAAAAUGUCCCGCGGAGCUAGACAUGAAUGAAAAGUUCGGAGUAUCACUGCAAAAGAAAGAACCGCUGCUUCUGAUUCCCGGGGCCAGAAAAUGACCAUUGGGAUAUAUACUAUCAGUAUCUCUUAUCUGUGCUAUACCUUGUAUUGUGCAUUAGAUACCAGUAGAAUUUUUCGUUCUGCUGUAAUCUUGUGGUUAUAAAAACAGAAGUUCUUGUGGAGAUAAGAGGCAAGUUAUAGUCGAUAAGAUCAUGUGCCCAACUGCAUAAAUUUUCAAGUUAAAUUGUUUCACUUGGGUCUACUCCCCUUGCCCUCAAAUGACAAUGGAACAGCCUCUUCAAGCUUUAAACCUA
Molecule: messenger RNA, 1980 nt
Organism: Lycium ferocissimum
Lineage: Eukaryota; Viridiplantae; Streptophyta; Magnoliopsida; Solanales; Solanaceae
Product: probable (S)-N-methylcoclaurine 3'-hydroxylase isozyme 2
Exons: 2
Coding region: 706-1725 (339 amino acids)
Molecular function (GO): monooxygenase activity; oxidoreductase activity, acting on paired donors, with incorporation or reduction of molecular oxygen; heme binding
Source: RefSeq, a predicted model, not a curated record